CUGGCCGGUACCACCUGAAGGAGGAAGGAGGGGGGGGCGAUGGGCUCGCAGCGGGCCGGAUUCAUCUUUCGCCCCCUCUGGCGUCUCCCAUUACCCUGAUGGCUCAGAGGCCACCGUCGGUCCACCUAGUGACUGCUUUGAUCUCAUGCCAUCGUUUGCACGAUAACGUCUUACUUCCGGCCAUUCGGUGAAAUGAAAAAGCAGCAACGAUAUAGCUGACCAGCUGAUGUUGAAUCCCGUGACUCAGAUUUCCCUUGUCAUCAGACAGAACACUGACCAGCUCACGGAGAAACUCAAGGUGCGCUUCCAGGAUAGGAUGGAUCUUUGGGAGGAGGUCGAGGCCAAACUCACUCGGGAUAACCACAUCCCCGUCGUCAAAAGCUCUAACAAGGAGGUCGCAUCCAUUCUGAACGAGCUCAGGAGAGUUCAAAGACAACUCGAAGUCAUCAACACCAUCAUGGAACCCAGCAGGAGGCCUGAGCAGGACAAGUCCUCCGCACGCCCCACCGCUGCAGCCCGCUCGUCGAGGGCCGACCCCCGGGACUGGAGGACCACCCACUCGGCGUCUCACCGCGGCGGAGGGAACAGGCCCGGGGAGAGCGUGAGGAGGACUGCCGUGACCCCCGAUGACGCCAGAGAUGGAUAUGUGGUUUGAGGUUCCGAUACCAAGGGAGCGGUUCCUCCUUUUUACUCGCCACACUGCGCUUCUUUCGCCGUCGCCACCGCAGACCUCCUCAAAACCCCCUGCUACAGGUGUAGGAAAGCACCGCUGGGGGGGAAGUGAGAGUCGCUCCCCCGGACAGCUGCAUGUUAAAACAACACCGCACACGAGGGGUGACAAGGCCUGCAGCAAACAUGUGGACAUGGCGCAAUCAAUGGAGGAAAGACGACAACGUUAACCGUCACGCGUGUUUGUGUGUCCGUGCCAUGUUACCUCCAUCCCCCUUUUGUUUUCUAAAGGGGCUUCAAAACUAUACUUGAUUUAUCUGACAUGGUGUCAGUUGCCAGUGACGCUGCCUUGCACAGCACAAACACUACAUGAUUUAAAAACCAGCGUGAAUGUAAUCAACUCUUGCACACAAAGCAGCAAUCACCUGCUAGGGCUGUUGUAAUCGAUAUAGAGAUGUUUUAUAGUAGUACCAUUUUUGUGGAAUAUUUCUUUGCGGAACACGUAUACUAUUUUUCGAUUGUAAAAAGUAUUUAUUGUGCUACUUUAAGCUCUGAACAUAUGUCAAUUUAUAAGAGAAUUUGAUAAACGAAUAGACAGUAAUCGAAAUGUAUCUAAAAUAGUGCCAGACCACAGAUUUCUACAUGAUCUGACAAAAAAACAUGAAUGCAAUGGGUUCUCUUCAGAUUAGGGGUCUACUUUGCAUGCAGCAUUUCCGUUUCUCUCCCAGGCUGCGGUGAAAUUCUCUGUGGAAUGUGGGGAUGAGAGGAAUGAAGAAGCUUAACGUUAGACUCGAACACGGAUGUUUAGUCACAAGGCAACAGCAAUCCCCACAAGCCUCUCAGGCAUUCCUCAGCUCCACCACUUGGAACAAGAUGGCUUUUGCUUUCAGCCUGCAUCUGGUAUCGUUUCUUUUAUAGUAAUAGGGAUUAUUAUUUGUUAUAUUUGACAUACAACACAAUUAGUGGCACAAAGAUUUGGCCAAAGGUAGUGUUGGAAAAUAUUCUCAGGCAUCCCAUAUUCUGUUUCCUAGUGGCUCUCCGAGCAUUUUCUCUUCACCCUUAAGGGUUACUUUGGCCAGAAUUGUCAUGACAGAGAUUUUCUACACCAUGUGUCUCACUUGAAUGUGGGCCAACAGUUAAUAUGAUUUUUUUGUGUCUUUAUUGGUCGGAUUGGCAUUAAAUGUCAUUUAACUCUAACGUUACCUCUCUUGAUUGCACUAAUGUAAGAUUCCACUUGGCUUCAUAGAGUGAACUUCCAAGUUAAAGCCACUAUGCCAAUUCUUUGUGAGGAAGUUUCAUUUCCCAAUCAGAACAUGAUCUUUGUUGUUAUGAUUGAAGGCAGCAGGGGGCACGAACACAUGCUUUCAACUUCCCAAAAUUGUUUCGUCCACCUACAUAUGAUUCUAAUUUGGGUUUCCUCUAAAUAUUUCAAAGCAUUUUUGGCAUUGUUUAUGACUGUACUUGCAAUCAUUGUUUACAAAUGAGAUGAGCAAAAGAAUGACAGACAUUUGUAUUGCUCUGCUCUGACUCAAUGCUGCUAUUUCUACUUGGGAGAGAUGGUGCCCGCAAUUUUUUCAUCUACACAAUGGAAAUAGGCGGAGAUUGAACUCAGCCUCGUUAAUGUAAAUCCGUUCUACAUCCACUUUAGGCCCACUUUUGUACAUCACUGGCCGUUUCUUGUCCGUCAACCUUGAACUUGUUAUCUUUAAUGUUUAGUUUUUUUGAUGUCCUUGAUAAUUAAGAUCUGGUUACACACUUUCUUCCUUGAAAUACCCUUUUUUUCAAAUAAAUAAUUAUUAAAUCGGUUAA
This is a messenger RNA of Gadus morhua (Atlantic cod), 2478 nucleotides long. Its product is annotated as centrosomal protein of 170 kDa protein B. The record is from RefSeq and is a predicted model, not a curated record. Bases 227 to 655 code for a protein of 142 amino acids. Lineage: Eukaryota; Metazoa; Chordata; Actinopteri; Gadiformes; Gadidae. The transcript is spliced from 5 exons.